CGCCCGCGUCUCCUUCAGCCACAACCGACCACAAGAUCUGUUGCCGCCGCCCAGUCCAAGGACCCGGGCCACCGGAGUCCAUCUCCACCGGCAUGGCAUCCCAACGCCAGGCCAAAGUCGCUGUGCAAGGCGUGCGGGAUCCGGUACCGGAAGAGGCGGCGGGUGGCCAUGGGGCUCGACCCGGAGGCCAAGAGGAAGCCCAAGAGGGACGACGACGCCCUAUCCAAGGCUGCCGCAGCUGCAGCCGCAGCCACAGCCGAGGCCUCUACCCAGGAGGAGGACAAGGCCGGCGACGACGACAAGGCCGGGGAGGAGAAGGCCAGCACCAAGAAGACCAAGACGACUACAAAGACGACGCACACAGUUGAGCUCCACAUGGUGGGGUUCGCCAAGGACGCCGUGCUCAAGCAGCGACGCCGCAUGCGGAGGAAGCCGUCGUGCCUGGGCGAGGAGGAGCGGGCCGCCAUACUCCUCCUGUCGCUCUCAUCAGGUGUAAUAUACGCCUGAACCUUGGUCUUUGGUUGAUCAAUCGUGUUAGUCAGUUGGAUCGAUCGCUGAUGAAUAUGAAGAAGCGUUGUUGGCCAAA
This is a messenger RNA of Triticum urartu, 586 nucleotides long. RefSeq lists its product as uncharacterized. NCBI's taxonomy places the organism in Eukaryota, Viridiplantae, Streptophyta, Magnoliopsida, Poales, Poaceae. The record is from RefSeq and is a predicted model, not a curated record.